AUGAGCGAUGAGGACGUGCAGGGGACUCAGCCGCCAUCGGAAACGCAGUUGGAGUCUGGGCUGGUGCCGAUGCGGAGUGAAGAGGCUCCGUGGCAGAAGACGGAUAGCAGCGGGAAAUCUGCAGAAGCGACAGAAGAAGACUGCAGGCCAGAAGCAAUAGAGAUUAUUCCGCACUGGUGGCGCGAAAUUAGUGCGAAGGAAUCUUGCAACCAAGGAGGAGCCUUGUGUUACGUGGGUGCAAAAGCGGUACUUCGCGUUGAGCUUGCAGGAAGUUCAUGCGAGGCACUUUUAGACACAGGCGCUUCGAGAAGUUUCAUUAAGUCUAAAACAGUCGAACGAUUGCAGCUGAGGGUGCGGAGACUUCCAAAAGAGCAUAGGUUCACUGUUGCUACAGGUGAACAAUUACGCAUUGACCGAGUUGUGACGGGGUUGACGAUGUGGUCUGGAUACGUACGCUUUUCCGGGGACUUCUUUGUGGUACCCGUUCCCUAUGAUUUAGUCGUGGGUUUGGGUUGGCUGACUGAACAUAAGGUGGCCUGGUUUUUUCAGUCCGACAAGCUCCAGACCUAUGUGAAUGGCCAGUGGUGCGAGUUACCGGUCGUUAGGACGGGUGAAGAGACAUUACAGGAUGGCAGCCACAUAGUAGCACCUCCAAGAAGUCUUGCAGAGCAAGCGUACGACAUUUUGGCUAAGCAAGUGUCGGGCAUGUCAGCGGAGGACGCUGCCAUAUUCCUACAGCCGCCACCUAAAAGGUAUAAAUCCCAUGCGAAGACUAAGGCGAAGGCACGGAUAACGUCGCUUAUUCGCCAGGCGGCGGCCGACGCAAAGAAACUCAGAGCACGAUUGCACGGUUUACAUUUUAUCCUGGCUUUGCCCGACGCUGGAUCGUCAGUGGCACUGAGGUUCACGGACAAGUGGCAAGGCGCACUUUGUUGCGUGUUGAUCGGGAAUCGACCCAAAGCCUCCUGUUGUAGCCAUCCUCUGGCUUCAACUGCCUUGAAAACAGCGGAGGAUGAAGGAGAGUCUCCAUGGCCUACGGCGAAACUCGAUUACACACUCUUCGAUGAGUGGAUAAACUCGACAGAGGCACAAGCUAUUCCAUUCGAGAUUACCAAGGUGUUGAAAGAGUACCGGGCGGUCUUCCCCGAUAACUUACCUGAAGGAUUACCACCGAAGCGCCCUCAUGGUCACCAUAUCCUACUUGUACCUGGAAAGCUUCCAGCGAAAUCUGCGAUUUACCGAAUGUGUAGUGCGCAGCGCCUACUGCUGUGA
Messenger RNA from Eimeria necatrix, 1272 nucleotides. RefSeq lists its product as hypothetical. The record is from RefSeq and is a predicted model, not a curated record. Gene Ontology annotation, biological process: proteolysis. Lineage: Eukaryota; Apicomplexa; Conoidasida; Eucoccidiorida; Eimeriidae. Gene Ontology annotation, molecular function: aspartic-type endopeptidase activity. The transcript has a single exon. Bases 1 to 1272 code for a protein of 423 amino acids.